ACAGUGAGAGUGUGUUGAGGCGAGAAGUUUUCUCAUACGUCAGUCCUACUUUCUCCUCGACUCGAUGACACUUUGCACAAAUGGAAGUGCUUUUAGUUUAGAAUUCUUUUCCAUUUAAUUAAUCCACUCUAAAAGUCGCGUUGUGUGUACUAACGAAGGUGGCACCUUUUGGUCGCUGGGUGCACAACACAUAUUGGAUGUUUUCCCGAUUAAAUUGUGAGAAAAACGUGUGUGGAAAAAAAUCAGUGAUGUGUGUGAAAGUGUAGGAAAAAAAGAUAGCCACAAAUUAACAAUGGACCCAAAUCAAUAAGAAAAAUCAACCAAAUAACAACAACAAAAGCAAAAACCGAAAACAACCACUCUCUAUGCUAAAAUGGACUAAAGAAUCGUCAAAAUAUUAAAAUACAUCACACUAAAAAAAACACACAUUUUUAAAAAAGAAAAAAAUACAUUAAAAAAGGAAAAAUCUUAAGACAAUUUCACAGAAGAACCAAGAAAAUAAGGGGAUAUUUUAUCCAAGGAAGAAGUCAUUUAUUUGAAAAUAUUUUUUUAAUUUUUACUACAAAUUUAUAUCCAGAAAGAUUGCAACUGAGGAAAUUCUUUCUGCAUUGAAUCAUCCACAGGAGAAAUUUUUGUAAUUAUCAGUUUUGGUUUGGAAUACAAAAGGGCACUCAGGGAGCGAGAGAGAGAUAGAAAGAGUGAGAAAGAGAGUCUAUGAGACAAUUUUCUGCACAUAAAUUAGUCUCUUGUGUCUUUUGCACCUCAUCGGACGCAAAUUAAGUCGUCCCCGGAAAGUAUUUUAUUUCUCCGGAAGUUUAUUCUGCAGAAUUGAUUUCAAUUUUAUUUGGCAUAGAAGAGAAGUGUUGAAAAGAAAAGAGCUCUCAAAGAGGAGGAUUGUGAGAAUUUUACCUUUUGCGGAAAAAGAAAGAAAAGAAAAAAAAACCCUCUUGUAAGAGCUAGAACUUGAAAAUGUUGUCAAAAAUGAAAGAAUUUACUUGGAUGAUGGAUCUCUGUGAAUUUGGGCAAGAUGAGUAGGAGCAAGUGGUUGAAGGGUGAAACGAAAAGUGGGGGUUGUCAAGACACCACCAUUUGCCACUUUUUGUGCCAGCAUCCGCCUGGCCAGGAAGAACUUGAGGGUCAUCGUGUGCUGGAGUUGAACUCUGCCCACACUGACUCACUCGAGUGGCAAUUUGGGAAGAUCACGACACGUGAAUGACAUUCUAUUCAGUAAUUAAGGAAUGAAGUAUCCCCAGCUUGUGUCUGCUCGUGCGGUUAGCGCAAUAUCCGAUUGGCUCAUAUCGCGACUGGAGGAUUUGGGUGUUGAUGCACCAGUUGUCUAUUCUCGCUUGCUCCUAUCACUGCUUCACACGCCAUUGCAAGUGAAUGCCUUGGAUUUGGCCGAAAUUCCCCAGCUCAAGGGGUGGUUAUCUCGAAAAAAUCGUCGUCUAACACCAUCCGAUGCAGAAGCAUUGAAGAAAUUUGCUGCCGUUGAAAGUUUAAUGGAGGUCGCUUCAUCUGAUCAACAGAAAUCAAAUGUUGAGGAUUUGGUGAAUGAACUUUGCAAGAGACUUCGUGAGAUUGAGAAUCAAAAUUCAUCAGACUUUGAGGAAAGUGUUGAGAUGGAGGCUAAAACUAUAAACGAUACGACGGCAACAAAGGCAGAAGAUCCAACCAAGAGAUACUAUCGAGCUUUUCCUGCUCUGUCCAAUCGUCACUUUGGCGACGACGGUGCAGACACUGCAACCAUGUCGUCGUCACUGACGUGGCCAGAAGUGAUGGGCAGUGGAAGGGCUGGCGGUGAUGGUACUGGUCAGGGUGGAGGUGCUGCCGAUGGUGAAAUCUGUGGCGAUUCAAGUGGUGUCCGGGGAGGCAUUGCAGGAGGGGGCGGAAGUGGAGGAAAUGCAGCAGCUGGGGUGAAACGUAAAACCAAAAGGCGACGCAAUAAUGGACUCGGCAAGGGGAAGUCAUCAUCAUUCACGAGACGUACAUCGACAGGUGGCAGCACGAAGACAUCGCUGUGGGACACGGACUUUUCGGGAAAUUGGGAAAUGGGUCACGACAUGAUCCGUGACUUUAUCAUAAAGCAGAAUAAUCGCAACAGGAGCAUCUCUGAGAGUGAUGCCAGCAAGUUUGUCAAGAUAAAUGAUUUUAUGCAGUCACCAGACAUGGCCCAGAAGAAGCCCCCUCCACCGCCGCUGCCACUGAGCUGUGGCGAGAGGAAGAUGAAUCAAGUUCUGAUGCGCGAAUGUACCGAUGAGGCAUUCAAAUUGCCCAAAGGGGUCACGGUGAAUGAGGAGCAGACGAUGCUGAUUAAGAAUAUGCUGCAAUCGUCAAAGAGUGGAGAAUUCCGGAAGGAAUUGUCUCUGGUGAAUUUUGAUCCUGGUCAGGUGGAUGAGGAGGAGGAAGAGGAGGAAGAGACAUUCGAUCAGAGAUCAGAAAUGUCACCAUUUUUUGCUUCCUUCGACACAAAUACCCUUCUCUUUGGCAGCAAUAUGAUUCGGGAUGAGGGUUAUGCCACUCCGGACACCCUGACGUCCACAUCGGAAGUGGAGAGCACUUCAGCAGCGCCCCCGAGGCGUCUGUAUGAACGUGAAGUGUCCAAUGAAUCACUCAACAGUUGCCUCCAGGCGCCUCAAAAUACCAAAAGCGAUGAUGACAAUAUUGCUCAGUUUGAGGCGAAGUUCAACAAGAGCAUGGAAGCAUUGUGGGAUAAUUCGGGGCAUCCACCGGUCACCAGCACAAAUUCCUUCUGGCACAAUUACUACAGGCAUCACUACGAUGAGGAUUUGGCCACUGGGAAGGAUGUUGCAGCUGGUGCAGUUGAUACAGUGGAUUCUGGAUGGCCGGCAAAGAUUCCUUCGCUCACGGACAUGAUGGAGGCCAAGAAGAACAGCACAACUGAUCUUCAGUCCAUCUGGGCAGCUCCGGAAACUGCAACAACUUCCACGUCAUCAUCGCAAAUUUCAGCUCCUGCUGCUACUGCCCUGGACAAUGCCUGGCCUGCAAGGUACCUCGAGACGAGCAAGAGAGACACGCUGUCAAAGUUUGCUCCUGAGCCAGAGAUGAAUGUGAUGGGAUAUCCCUUGAGUGAUUUCAUUGGCCUCAGUAAGUGGUCCGAUCAACCGUUUAUGUGUGACGAAGAGAAUCGUCGUGUUGAUCAGUUCUAUGAGGAAUGCAAAUCCCUCCCAAUCACCUAUGCCAAUUACUCCCAGGCCUUCACACCGGGCGCCUCAUUUGGCACUGAAGUAACUGCCGAUGCCAGGGAUGAUGAAGAAGUCCCGGUGUCACUGAUCAAUCACUCCAAGGACAGUUGCUUCACGGUGGUCAAGAAGGGAGGCGGAGUACACCACAGUUCGGCCUUCCGUGGGCAAAGUGGCAAGUUCAAGGGAUUCAUUGGGAGCAGCACGGGCACUUCGGCAGCCAUUGGAGACAAUGAGAAUCUCCUGACGUCCGAUCGAACCCAUUUUAGGCCCAUUAAGCAGACUUUUGUCGAUGGCUUCAUCUUCGAUAUUCCCUGCACACCGGACAAUAUUCGGUAUGAGAGAACGGACACGGGAUCGAUGUAUUUUGACUCUGAGCGGUAUAUGGAGUAUUUGGGCAAGGAGGAUCACGGUGAGGAGGGGGGAGAAGGAGACGAUGUUGGGCUGGAGGAGAAGAAAAUGGGACAUUUUACGUUGAAAUUCUGCGUGAGGCAGAUUGAAAAGUGCUGCCAGACGGAAGAUCGUUUGCUCUGUCUCAGUGCCAAGAUGUUUGCGGAUCCGAUGGCAUGUGGGCGUUUCAGGGAUGUUGGAGAGGAUUCGGAUGUGGACAUGACUCCGGACAUCUUUAGCAGGGGACAUCCUUUUGGAUGGGAUGACGAUGAUGAUGAUGGUGCAGACAAUUGCGAUGAUUUGGACUUGUUCCGGGCAUCAGGAUUUCACUUCCAGCCCAUGGGAAGGUGUCUUGGAGGGGGAGGAGGAGGAGGAGAAUGUCUUGAUCUGGACAAUUGGACAAUGGCCGAGAUGAAGAAGAACUGUGUGGACAACAAUAACAGUCACACACUCUGGGGCCAUUGUGCUGCAUGUAACAACAGCACAAUGUCUCUUCCGGCAAAUAGACUCCUCCGGGAUGAACUGUAUGCCGAUGGAGAGGAGAUUCUGUCGGAUCUUAAGUACAUGCAGGACCUCUACAUUGGGGAGGGUGAAGAGGAGUCUGAGUGGGAGGAUGAUGAGGAAUGUGGAGGAUUUGUGGCAAAGUGUCCGGAGGAUUCAGCCAAAAAUAUCUACUACAAUGUCAAUAAGCUCAUUUCGGAUCUCCUCAGACCGGAAACGGUGAAGACACUGACACAGGUACUGGGUGAGCAGAACCAGAAGACUAUCAUGGAGGGCAUUCUGUCGGACAAGGAUGAAACGUAUUGGAGAUCGAAGACACGUUUUCCACCAGAAAAUCCACCAACUCUGUGGAGUGAAUGGAAGGAGAAUCAAGCUAUGGAACGCGAUGAGAUCUCCUACAAUAUUUCCGAUGAUCAUCUCAAGAGUCUCAUGGGAAAUCAGCCGGGAAAUAGUGGUUUUCAGGUAGGGAAAUCACGUCCGGAUAGGAAGCGUCGUCAUUCGGCUUCGCAGAAUCUUCCUGAGGAUUUUUCUUCAUGUUUUCCACGGAAUAAAUUCCAUGGGAAUGCCAUGCUGAAGGAGUCCUGGGACAAUUUUGAUCAUCAUUCACCUGGCCAGGGUGAAGCCGGUGCUUCUGCCUGGCAGGCGGCUCCACAGAUGGUGGGUAAAUUGUCCGGCAGAAAUGCCCUCAAUGCUUCAUCGAUUUUCAAUCGAGUUACAAUGGUAUCUCGCCCACUAACCCGUUAAAAAGUCUAUCUACUCCCUGGAAGUGUCCUACCCAUGUCCGAUGGAUUUGUCCAUGUCCUCUGUUUUUGCCCUUUUUAUCCCUUUUUCUAAUCUCCCCGCCCUUGAUGAAAAGAAAAAAAAGAAAAGAACCACACGAAGACGAAAACCAACCGCCUGAUCAGGAAUAAUGGAGCCGAUUUUGAAUGUUGUUUUUAACCGCGCGCGCGAAAAAAAGGAUUUUUUUGUCAUGUUAAAAAAAAUUCACGUUGUUUGUGUUUUGAGAAAUUUGUUUGUUUGCAGCAGGAUUGAGCAGGGUGAUUUGCAAGAGAAUUACUAGGAAAGAAAAUCACCCUUAGAAACAUUUUGAAGAAAAAAAAAGAUACAUAAAAUAUCCCUAUAAAAAAACGUCCUGCAGAAAAAAAAUCCCUAGAUUAUUGAUUUUUUUUCAAAGUGCAGGAUUUUGCGAAAAUGUAAUUAAAUAGAUGAUAAACUAUUCAUUUUAAUUAAUCAAAUCACUCUUUAUAGGUUUUUUUUUUGAGAGAGAAAGAGGUUUUUUAUUGAACACAAAUUCUAAGAUUAUUUUGUUCUUAAGAUUCCCCGAGACACACACAAACAUUUUUAAAAGAAAAAAUAGGUUAAAAAGGAGUUUUUUUUAAGGAAAGAAAAAUGAGAAGUCAUUUCAAAAUUUCCCUAAGCGUUGAUUAAGAUAAAUUGUUGUUUCUAUUUUAUUACAUUUUCACUUUGAAGUUGUCCGUGUUUUAGUUAAAAUUUCGCGUGAAACAGAAAGAAAGAAAAAAACACAAAAAGAAAUCCAAAUGAAAUAAUAAAUAAAUAUAAAAUAGAAACAAAUUUGUGACAAUUCCCUUUUUUUUUGACAAUUUAAAAAAAUUUUCCAGGAUGAUUUAUACUUUUGUGUGAAAAAUUAUCAUGCCAAAAUUUAGUGAAAUUCUUUCCAAUUCGAUGUACUUAUGAUGAAGAAAAAAAAAGCCACGAGACUUGUUUUAUUUUAUCCUGGAAAAAAGGAAAGAAAAAAAAUUGGAAAUUGUCGCUGAAAAAACAGAAAAACCCCUCCAAAAAAAAGUUAAAAAAAAACUCAUCUUAGUUAAAUGUUUUCACACAAAAUCCGACAAGUCAUUUGUUUUUUUCAUUGUUAAAUAAUUCACACAGAAAACAUUGAAAUAUUCUUGUUCUUCGUGUAAGUUUUAAAUAAAAGAAGUAUGAAGACAAGACCGUUUAAAUGUAAUUAAAUAAAAUGAAAAUGAAAUUACAUGUAAAAGAAACACACACACAUAUUACUUUUUUUCAAUAUCUUUUCAGAGUAUAUUUCUAUCUGAGAAUUUUUUUUUUUGGCUUUUUAGAUAAAAAGCAAUUUUCUCACAGUAUACUCUGAGGAAAUGAUUGAAAGAAUUAAAUAAAAAAACACAUAAUUUAAAAGAUUAAUUGCUAAGUAUUUUAGUGAGAAGAGAUAUGGAGAGAUGGACAAAUCUUUGGAUUUUCCGAAGAUUUGUCCCUGGAGUCCGUGGACAAGUCUUCAGACACAUUGAAGAUUUGUCUGCGAUGAACAAAAAAAAAAAAGAAACAAGAGAUGUAUUUUUGGAAGAUGGAACAAAAAAAACAUACUAGAAGUAAAAAACCAUUUUAAAUGAAAGAAAUACCUUUACCUUUUAGAAACAAGAGACAGCUGUAAAUUCAUAUAGGAAUAUUCAAAAUAAUUUAAGUCUUUUUGAGAGAAAAUUAUUCCAGCUGUCGCAAAUAUUUUUUUCAGCCCAUUUCUUUCGGUAAUUAAAACAGAAGUAACCAUCAAAAUCGAGGAGAAAAACGUGAGAAAUAUUCGUUUUUUAAAUAGAUUACAUCCCCAAAAUUAAAGAUCGAAUGUGAAAUCUCAGGUUUAUAUAAACACUGAGAGAAAUGCGAAAAAGUUAAAAUAACAUUCCAGAAAUGUUUAUUUUACCUUGCGUUAUUUAUCCGAAAACGGUGUAAAUAUUAUGCUUUUUAGGUGUAUCAGGGGUUAAAGUUACCCUUUUUCAUGUUAAUUUUACCCUUAAAAAGGUUUAAAAUUAACAUUAAAAAAUGUUGAUAUAUUUUUACACCUAAAAAGUGUUAGAGUUAGGAGGAAAAAAGUUAAUCGCACCCGCUUUAACAUUUUUUUCUCAGUGAAGGUCUGAGAAUGUUUAUGGGCAAACUUCAACUUAAAAUUGUCUCUGAAGUGCAAAAUCGAUCGACUAUUUGGCACCUAAUAGCAGUUUUGGCAAUUCAGUGAGAUACAAUUUUUAUAGGGCUCUCCAUGGGACAAUUCCAUGAUAAGUCUUGUGGAAAAAUUGUAUAUUCCAUCCAAAUCUUCGCCACUGUGAAACAAACAACAAACACUAGGCUGGUUGAGGAAUUCUGAUGAUUUUCCACAGAAAUCCGUGGAAACUUCCUCAGUUUUGGAAUUUUAUGGAAUGUUGCACUAAGGAAUUAGUCGAUUUCUUUUUGAGUUGUUUUUUCAAGAUCUCGUUUAAAACUCAAAAUUCAUUUUGUGUCGUUCUGACAAUAAAUCCCAAAUUGAGCAGCUUUCUGGCAAAGCAUCUUCGAAAUUCUUUAUAGGGCUACCCCUAUAAAUUUUAAGGGGUUAGUCGAUUGAUCCUUAAGUUUUUUCUUAUCGUCGAAUAAUUGACACAGACAUCGUCGAAUAAAAUUCAUUUUUUGUUUUUCUUACAUUAAACGCCAUAUCGAACGAUUUUCUGACAAAAGUAACUUUCAAUAUUAUUUAUAAGGGCGCCUCUUUAUUGAGGAAUUCCUAUGAUAUUCCACAGAAUUCCAUGGAAAUUUCCUCACUUCUUUGACUUUGUGAAACUCUGCGCAAAAGGGUUAAGUCACUUGAUCCUUGAAAAAUUUUUCAAAAUCUCGUUUAGGAUUCAAAAUCCGCUUUGUAUGUUCCUGACAAUAAACGCCAAAUCGAGCAUCUUUCUUCGAUAUUCUUUAUAGGGACGCCCCUAUAAAUAUUUAUGCCACAUGAACCAAGUUUUUUAUGCACAAUAAUCGAACAAUUGCAGCAUUUACAUAAUUUUUCCAUGGAUUAUACGAGGAAUUGCGAUGAUAUUCCACAGAAUUCCGUGGAAAUUUCAUCACUUCUGGAUCUUUGUGGAACUCUGCACAAAAGGGUUAAGUUACUUGAUCCUUGAAAAGUUUUUCAAAAUCUCGUUUAGGAUUUAAAAUCCGUUUUGUAUGUUCCUGACAAUAAACGCCAAAUCGAGCGACUUUCUUCAAUAUUGUUUAUAGGGACGGCCCUAUAAAUAUUUAUACCACAUGAACUAAGUUUUUUAUGCACAAUAAUCGAAUUGCAAUGAUAUUCCACGGAAUUCCGUGGAAACUUCCUCAUUGUUGGGGCUCUAUAUACCAAUUCUCUAAAGGGUUAGUCGUUUGAUACUUGACCCAGUUAAAUAUCGUUCUUCAUUCUGCACUUUUCCGUAGACAUUUGAAUCAGCAUUUUUCGAUGGCUUUAGUACAGUUAAUUUUGCCUUUGGAAGACAUUUCAGAACAUUGCAGAAUUGCCCCGAAUUACCCCUUUGGAAUUCUGAAGAAUUUUUCCACUAGAGAUUUGUUGAAAUUCGUUCCAAAUCGAACUUUCAAUAUUUUUUAUAGGGAUACCCCUAUAAAUAUUUAUGCCGCACUUCAGUCGAGCACUCCCAGCUUUUGCAUAAUGUUUCUCAAUUAUGGAACUUUAUGGAGCUCGUAAACGUCAAGUGCCAAAUAAUGCUCAUUUGGAUGUCGUUAUCGUCAAACGACAAAUCGUACGACUUUCGGAUGUGUCGAUCGACAUCUUUUAUAGGGAUAUCCCUAUAAAUAUAACCAGUUGUUGCUGGUUAUACUAAUUCUAGCAGUUUGACAUGAAGAUUUCACAGAUUUUUAGCGGAAAAUUUAGCUAAUUCCGUGGAAUUUGCUACAAUAUUUUCACAAAUGCAAAUUUGUGGAUAGGCUCCAUGGAAGAAAGCGGACAUUUUUUAUGAAAUGUCUUUAGGAUUCUAAAAUAAAUAUUAAAUCUAUAAAGUUUAGAUCUUCAGGAAAUUAUUAUUAAAUAGUUUUUCGAUAAAUUUUAAACAUUAAAUACUAAAUUGCAGGUGUACAUAUUUUUCUCAAUUCAUUGAAUUUCAAUUUUCGUGCAGUGUCUUUUCUUUUUUAGCAAUUACUGCUAGAAAAAUCCUAAAAUGGAGAAACAGUCAAUAUCCAGAUUUGACAGAAAUAUCUUGGGCAGAUCAUUUAGAGGGCUCUGUUUGCCGUUGGAUUUGAACGGAGUAUUAUGUCAAAACUGCUAGAAUUAGUGUUGCCCAGUAGCUUAUAAUUCCCCAUUGUCAGACUUACGUAAAAUAAAAUUCGCUGAGAUUCUGCAUUCGAUCUCAAAGAAACUAAAAUUAAAAUAAUUACUUUUUGGAAAGAGAAAGGAGUAUAAAGUGAGAUAUUUUACUGAUAGAAGAAAAAUCAAGGAAAAUAAAAUGAAUAUAAAAUGCCUUACAGUGAUUCUACCAUUAUUUAAAAACACGUUGCAUUCUUUUUUAUUUUAGAAAAAAUGUUCGUGAAACAGUGUUUCCCAAUUAAAAUAUAUUAUAAAAAAGAAAAUGGGAAAGUUUCUUUUUUUUUAUUAAUCCCACUGGGAGAAUCACCAAAAAAACUUUGUAAUUUUCCUUAAAAAAAAAAAUAAAAUGAAGCAAAUUUUUUAAAUUUUUAUAGGAAAAAUAUCCUAUAAAAAUUUAUAAAAUUUAUUAUUUAAAAAAAAUCGUUACGUUUUUCUUUAAAAAAAAAAAGAAGAAGUAUUUACUUGCCGAAUGUUGUGCGGUAUUCAGCAGCAAUAAAAUAGAUGUCUGAGUAAACACACUGACGUAAAGAGAUUUUUUUGAGAAGUGUGCAAAAAAAAAGAAUAAAUAAUUUGUAUUAGUUGCAAUGUCAUUUCUUUCGUUAAUCCAAAAAAAAAGAAAA
Molecule: messenger RNA, 9767 nt
Organism: Phlebotomus papatasi
Lineage: Eukaryota; Metazoa; Arthropoda; Insecta; Diptera; Psychodidae
Exons: 9
Coding region: 1239-4835 (1198 amino acids)
Source: RefSeq, a predicted model, not a curated record